GGCUGACGUGGAGGGUCACGGUUAGCGGGCACUACGAGUUGCGGGAUUGGGGAGCGACGGGCCGGGCCGGGCCCUUGGGCCCUCGGCGGCGGCGCGGCGGUAUAAAGCUGGCGACGGGGAGCAUGUAAUGUCGGAAUGCGGAGGCCGCGGCGGCAGCGGCGGCAGCAGCAGCAGCAGCAGCGACGACGCCGAGGAGGAAGGUGGCGGCGGCCCAGCGGGCUCCGGCUCCCUCAGCCCGGCCCCGGCUGGAGCGUCCUCGGCGGAUCGGCUCCGUCGCGGACUGCGCGGCGCCUUCCUCAUGGCGCGCCGGCGACCCGAGCUGCUUUGUGGGGCCUUGGCGCUCGGCUGCGCGCUGCUCCUCGCCCUCAAGUUUACCUGCAGUCGAGCCAAAGAUGUGAUAAUACCAGCAAAGCCACCUGUCAGCUUUUUCUCCCCAAGGUCUCCGGUUCUUGACCUCUUCCAGGGUCAGCUGGACUACGCAGAGCACGUUCGCCAGGACUCAGAGGUGGUGCUGCUGUUCUUCUAUGCCCCAUGGUGUGGACAGUCCAUGGCUGCCAGAGCAGAAAUUGAGCAAGCAGCGAGUCAGCUUUCAGACCAGGUGUUGUUUGUGGCAAUUAACUGUUGGUGGAACCAGGGGAAAUGCAGAAAACAGAAGCAUUUCUUUUAUUUUCCUGUGAUAUAUCUGUAUCAUCGGAGUUUUGGACCAAUCGAAUACAAAGGCCCCAUCAGUGCUGUUUACAUUGAGAAGUUUGUCCGUCGGGUGAUGAAACCACUUCUGUACAUCCCAUCUCAAUCAGAAUUACUAGAUUUUCUCUCAAACUACGAGCCUGGAGUACUUGGGUACUUUGAGUUCAGUGGCUCGCCCCAGCCUCCUGGUUAUUUGACCUUCUUCACCUCAGCAUUAUAUUCAUUAAAAAAAGAUUACCUAGGAACAGUACGAUUUGGGGUUAUCACAAAUAAACAUCUUGCGAAACUGGUAUCCUUAGUACACUCUGGAAGUGUGUAUUUACAUAGACAUUUCAACACAUCACUUGUCUUUCCCAGGGAGGUCAUCAACUACACAGCUGAGAACAUCUAUAAGUGGGCCUUAGAAAAUCAAGAGACACUCCUUCGAUGGCUGCAGCCACAUGGUGGAAAAAGUAUCCUGCUGAAUAAUGAACUGAAGAAAGGACCAGCCCUUUUUUUAUUUAUACCUUUUAAUCCGUUAGCUGAAAGUCAUCCUUUAAUAAAUGAGAUCACCGAAGUGGCCUUGGAGUACAACAACUGUCAUGGGGACCAGGUGGUGGAGCGGCUCCUUCAGCACCUGCGGCAAGUGGAUGCCCCAGUGUUCAAGUCUCUGGCAACUGAGCCCCCAGCCCAGCUGCUGGACCUGCCACUGAUAAUGGCAUCCCCCUGCUGCAACACGGUGGUGCUGCCUCAGUGGCACGCUAUCUCCAGAACCCACAAUGUCUGUGAACUAUGUGUCACGCAGAGCUCUGUCAGCGUGCCACAGUGCAGCUUUCUCGAGGUGGCAGGAGCUCUGGAUUCUUUCUACCUCAAGGAGCAGGCCUUUUAUCAUGUGGCAUCAGACAGCAUGCUGUGUAGCAAUUUUCUGAGUUUCUACAGCCCUUUCAGCUACUAUACUGCAUGUUGCAGGACCAUGGACAGGAGUGUGACAGGCUUCUUAGAUUCUGAACCAGAUGUAUUCAAAUCCCCGAACAUUGAAUUUCCUUCCGUCGAGAAGGAAUGUGAGAUUGAUACCCCAGGCUCCGUUCCUCACAUUGAGGAGAACAGGCAUAUCUUUCCUGAGGUGGACAUGAACAGCACAAACUUCACAGGCCUGAGCUGCAGAACCAACAAGACCCUGAACCUCUACCUGUUGGAUUCAAAUUUGUUUUGGUUGUAUGCAGAAAGGCUAGGUGCUCCUAGCACCGCUCCGGUGAAAGAAUUUGCUGCAAUUGUUGAUGUGAAAGAAGAGUCUCACUAUAUCUUGGAUCCAAAACAAGCUCUUAUGAAGUUCACCCUAGAGUCUUUUAUUCAAAACUUCAGCGUUCUCUACAGUCCCUUGAAAAGGCAUCUUAUUGGAAGUGACUCUGCCCAGUUCCCUUCUCAGCAUUUAAUCACUGAAGUGACAACUGAUACCUUCUGGAAAGUAGUCCUUCAAAAGCAGGAUGUUUUGCUGCUUUAUUACGCACAGUGGUGUGGCUUCUGUCCAGCUCUCAAUCACGUCUUCAUCCAGCUAGCUCGCCUCCUGCCAACGGAUACGUUCACUGUGGCAAGGAUUGAUGUAUCUCAGAAUGAUCUUCCUUGGGAAUUUAUGGCUGACCGUCUUCCUACUGUCUUAUUUUUCCCCUGUAACAGAAAGGACCUAAGUGUGAAAUACCCCGAAGACCUUCCCAUCACCCUUCCAAACCUGCUGAGGUUCAUUUUGCAUCACUCAGACCCUGCUUCUGUCCCCCCGAACUUGGCUAACCCUCCUACCAAAGAGUGUCUUCAGAGCGAGGCAGUCUUACAGCAGGGGCACAUCUCCCAUUUGGAGAGAGAGAUCCAGAAGCUAAGGGCCGAAAUCAGCACCCUUCAGCGAGCGCAAAUGCAGGUGGAGGCCCAGCUUUCCAGCGCACGCAGGGAUGAGCACCGGCUGCUGCAGCAGCAGCAGACCCUGGAGAAGCAGCACAGCUUGCUCCAGCUGCACAGUGAGCAGAUGCAGGCCCUGUACGAGCAGAAGACCAGGGAACUGGAGGAGGUGGCCCGAAAGCUCCAGGAGCUGGCCGACGCCUCAGAAAACCUGCUCACUGAGAACACGUGGCUCAAGAUCCUGGUGGCGACCAUGGAGCGGAAACUGGAGGGCAAGGAUGGAGCUGAAAACCUCACCCCCGCAGAGGAAGUGCACUCUGACCACCCCGAGCCUUCAGGGCCCCCCCGAUUACCUGGCAGUACCCCUCCACCGGCCAAUAUCAGUCCCCCACUGGUGGCUGAAAGGAGCAAUGAGAAUAGGACAGACUAACUUUUUAAAUGACAUGAAGAAAUCAGAGGUGAAAACUGUACACUGGGAAUAUAUUUAUGCAAAUUUUAUUGAAAUUUAUUGUAAAUAAAGAUUUUCUCAGUGGUCUAGAAAAUCA
Molecule: messenger RNA, 3098 nt
Organism: Molossus molossus (Pallas's mastiff bat)
Lineage: Eukaryota; Metazoa; Chordata; Mammalia; Chiroptera; Molossidae
Gene: TXNDC11
Product: thioredoxin domain containing 11
Exons: 12
Coding region: 128-2983 (951 amino acids)
Source: RefSeq, a predicted model, not a curated record